GCUGUCCAUAAAGCACAAGCACUGCACAGAAAAACCCAAGCGGGUCUUGCCUCGUCUUUCUUUCUAUCAAUUUUCACGGUCCUAGGGGUUUACCGAGGGUUUCUUAUCCACUGUGUUGCCUUUGUAUCCAUGGCCAAGCCAACGCGAGGCGGUCCGUUGCGGCCUUCAGGGUCGGGCUCGUCCUCCCGGUCCCGCUCCAGGUCACGCUCUUACUCCGGUUCAGAUUCUCGGUCCAGCUCCCGCUCCCGGUCUUUAUCCUCUGGUUCUCGUUCUCGAUCUCGCUCUAGAUCGUUCACUUCAUCCUCCUCUCCUUCUCGCAGCCUUAGCUCUGGUAGCCGCAGUCCUCCUGCUCAGAAAAAGAGUCCUGCUGAAGUGCUUAGACGAGGUCGUUCUCCACCGCCGCAAUCUAGAAAAACUUCUCCUCCUCCAAGGAAGACCUCUCCCAUUCGUGAGUCUCGUGUUCUCCAUAUUGACACCCUCAGUAGGAAUGUGCAUGAGGGCCAUUUAAAAGAAAUAUUUAGUAACUUUGGUGAAGUUGUACAUGUGGAGUUAGCAAUGGACCGUACCGUUAAUCUUCCAAAAGGAUAUGGAUAUGUUGAAUUUAAGACAAGGGCUGAUGCUGAGAAGGCCCUACUAUACAUGGAUGGGGCCCAGAUUGAUGGCAAUGUUGUUCGAGCAAGGUUCACAUUACCGCCACGACAGAAAGUUUCACCACCCCCAAAACCUAUUGCUGCUGCUCCGAAGCGAGAUGCUCCCAAAACUGAUAGUGCCAGCGUAGAUGUUGAGAAGGAUGGACCGAAAAGGCAAAGAGAAUCUUCUUCUCAUCGGAAACCUCUAACCUCACCUCGAAGAAGAUCCCCCCUUGCUCGAAGAGGUGGAUCCCCAAGACGUCUUCCAGAUUCUCCUCCACGUCGACGUGCAGAUUCUCCUCUUCGUCGGCGAAUAGGGUCUCCUUAUCGUCAUGGGGAUACACCACCAAGAAGGAGACCAGCAUCCCCAGCUAGAGGUCGUUCUCCAUCUCCACCAAGGCGUUAUAGAUCCCCUGCAAGGGGUUCUCCUAGAAGGAUUCGUGGUAGUCCUGUCCGCAGACGUUCUCCUCCUCCUCCAAGGAGACGCACACCUCCUAGGCGAGCCCGUAGUCCCCCAAGAAGGUCCCCACUUCGUCGACGUAGCCGCUCUCCAAUUCGUAGGCCUGCUCGCUCGCGUUCAAGAUCACUUUCGCCAAGGAGAGGCCGAGCUCCUGCUGCAAGACGUGGGAGGUCAUCAUCCUACUCUGGGUCACCUAGUCCACGCAGGGUCACCCGCAGGAUAUCAAGGAGCCGCAGUCCUAGAAGGCCUUUGAAGGGAAGAAGCACCAGCAACAGCAGCAGCAGCAGCUCACCACCUCGGAAGCCGUAGUGGACAAACUAUAUUAAUCAUUGCAAGUUGGAUUGUUUGCUUGUAUACAUCUGAGGAGAUAGAUAGACAGAUGAACUUGAAAAGCAUAAGAAGACGGAAAAUCUUGUUUAAAGUAUGGGCAUUAUAUUAUACCAAAUAAAUAGUUAAUAGUCAAGCACGGACGAGUCUAUAUAUCUCCAUGGUACAUAGCAAUCGGAGUGUAAAAUACUCGAGGAACGUGACAUUGAUUUGGUGUGAUGUAAUAUUCCUUGGUGUAGGCAAGGGAAGUACACUCAUUCAUCUUGACGACUACCAGAAGGCAAGAACCAGCUGCCUUGAUUUCCAUUUGAUUGCAGAAUGCUUUUAGAAUGAGUUGUGUCUUGCGACUCCUGGAGUAAAAAGAAUUCGUGUUUUGGAGAAUAAAAAUUAUUAUUUUGUCUGUGUUUUAUCAAAAUUAACUAUUUAAUCUUUUUAUUUAAAAGAAAUCUACAAUUUAGUCGUCUUAGUUUUUUAGUACGUAAACUGUUAGUCAAUUCUGUUAUUUUGAAGAUUUUUUUUUUUUGUAUUAUUGUAAAUUAAAUAAGAAAGCAAUUUCAUAAUUUUAAAUUUAUUAA
Molecule: messenger RNA, 1991 nt
Organism: Hevea brasiliensis (rubber tree)
Lineage: Eukaryota; Viridiplantae; Streptophyta; Magnoliopsida; Malpighiales; Euphorbiaceae
Product: serine/arginine-rich splicing factor SR45
Exons: 13
Coding region: 130-1398 (422 amino acids)
Biological process (GO): mRNA splicing, via spliceosome
Cellular component (GO): ASAP complex; cytoplasm; nucleoplasm
Molecular function (GO): RNA binding
Source: RefSeq, a predicted model, not a curated record